UCGGGCCGCGAACGGCGGCCGGGCCGGGUCAGCCCGCGGCCGGCGCUUCCGCCGUCGUCUCCCCGUGGUCGGGAGCCUCUGGUGGCCGCGCAGGGAUGGCCGCCCCGUCCAGGAAGGAGCGGCAGGCGUGCUGGGGCGCGCGCGACCUGUACUGGCGCUGCCUGGACGACCACGCGGACGACGCGGCCCGCUGCCAGCAGCUCCGCAGCGCGUUCGAGGCCAGCUGCCCCCAGCAGUGGAUAAAGUAUUUUGACAAAAGAAGAGACUACUUAAAAUUCAAGGAAAAAUUUGAAGCAGGAGAAUUCCAGCCUUCACAGUCAACUGAAAAUUCCUAGGCUCUUCCUGGACUUUCACACAGGUGGAAGUCAUUCUUCUGAACUUUCAGAGAUGCUUUGCUGAUUCCAGGACAAAAGCACUGUGAAUCGAGGUGCAUACCAGCUCUCCUCUGAACAACAACUACUAAAACAGAAAUCAAAUAGCAGAAGAUCUCAGCAUUCAAACUGAAGGACUGAAUGGUAUUAAGUGUACUGCUUUAAUUUAGCAAGGGAUCAAUUUUAAGAAGAAAUAUUAUUACAUAAAGUGUUUAUUAUAAAAACACACUGUUUAUCUUUCUUCCCUCCUUUGUAAUAAAACCUGAAUGUAGACAAAUAUAGUUAUACUUGAUAAAAAUAAAAA
Messenger RNA from Meriones unguiculatus (Mongolian gerbil), 675 nucleotides. Its product is annotated as cytochrome c oxidase assembly factor 6 homolog. The record is from RefSeq and is a predicted model, not a curated record. Gene Ontology annotation, cellular component: respiratory chain complex IV; mitochondrion. The transcript has 2 exons. Gene Ontology annotation, biological process: respiratory chain complex IV assembly. Lineage: Eukaryota; Metazoa; Chordata; Mammalia; Rodentia; Muridae. The coding region runs from base 96 to 335 and encodes 79 amino acids.